UAGGGAUUUCCGGCUCCGGUGUCAUGGACGCCUCCUACACUGAAGGUGAACACACCGCGGUCUGCGGGAAGAGGCAGCAGUUUGGGAGCCGGUUUCUGAGCGACCCGGCGCGCGUCUUCCACCACAAUGCCUGGGACAGUGUGGAGUGGUCAGAAGAGCAGGCCGCGGCGGCGGAGAGGAAAGUCCAGGAGAACAGUACCCAGCGGGUGUGCCAGGAGAAACAAGGUGCGCCCAGUUGAUUAUGAGAUCAAUGCCAACAAAUACUGGAAUGACUUCUACAAAAUCCAUGAAAAUGGGUUUUUCAAGGAUAGACAUUGGCUUUUUACUGAAUUCCCAGAGCUGGCACCUAGCCAAAACCAAAAUCACUUGAAGGCUUUGCUCUCAGAGAACAAGGGGAGUGAAGUACCUGUGUGUAGAAGCAGUGAGGAUGGAUCUGGUUUAAUAAUAGAAGCACAGCACAGUUGUUCUUCAGUCAGCCUUGGACGUAAAACACAGCCACCUCCUGUGGAAGAGAAUGUAACUCAGAAACUCCGUCACCUGGAAAUCUGUGCUGAUGAGUUUCCUGGAUCCUCAGCCACCUACCGAAUACUGGAGGUUGGUUGUGGUGUGGGAAACACAGUCUUUCCAAUUUUACAAACUAACAAUGAUCCAAGACUCUUUGUUUACUGUUGUGAUUUUUCUUCCACAGCUGUAGAACUGGUCCAGACAAAUUCAGCAUAUGAUCCUUCUCGGUGUUUUGCCUUUGUUCACGACCUGUGUGAUGAAGAUAAGAGUUACCCAGUGCCCGGGGAUAGUCUUGAUGUCAUCAUCCUCAUAUUUGUUCUCUCAGCAAUCAUUCCAGACAAGAUGCAGAACGCUAUCAACAGGCUAAGCAGGCUUCUGAAGCCUGGAGGGAUGAUGCUUCUGCGAGAUUAUGGCCGCUAUGACAUGGCUCAGCUUCGGUUUAAAAAAGGUCAGUGUCUGUCUGAAAAUUUCUAUGUGAGAGGCGAUGGCACCAGAGUGUACUUCUUCACACAAGGUAUGAAAGCACUCGUCUUUAUGCUGACAGCCCCCACAGGGCCAGAUUACAUGUUCCUCCGUGUGCUUUCAGAAGUGAAAUCAUCUGGCCCCUUCUAUCUUUCGCAGCCUCUUCUCUGCCCUUCCCCACCUCUCAGCCUACCUUCAGCCACCUUGAACCACUCACUGCUCCAAGUAGGCUCAGCUUGUCGGAUCCUUCUGUCCCUCCUUUGCUCUUCUACUGGCUGCUCUUCCUCUCUAUCACUUUGUCCAAAACAGGAACCUGCCCAUUUUGCAAGACUCCACUGUAGCUGUUUCAGGCUCUAAGCUGGGUUGUACCUUAGGUGCACCUUAGUUACGGUGAACUCAUGGCCCCCUGGGUUCUAGGUAUAACUCAGAACUGCUCUCCUCUGCUGCUUGUCCUGCUGCCGGUUUCCUCCUCCUCCAGUGCCUUAUGAAUACUUCAUUCCUGGGCCGUUUGUCAGGUCACAUACUUUUUUGAACCUUUAGUUAGUGAUGGAACCUCUCUCCUAAAAAAAAAAAAAAAAAAUGGCCUUGACAUGCCAUAUAUGUCAAUUUUUGCAUAUAAUUGUAAGGUGUACGUAGAACCCUAGAAAAUUCUUUCUCAUCAGCUUAACUUUUAGAGAGGUUCUCCCUGUGGGUUCCAGGCUGCCAUUCACUCAUGGUUUGCCUUCCCCUACCUAAAUGUGGACUUCCUGCUACCAAGCCACUACUGCAUGUGUAACUAAACAAUACUGCUCAAGCCAUUUAAAAUCUAUAAAUAAGGACAGCAAUCUCACAGAGUGCCAUUUAACGUGGGAAGUGGUAGGCACAGUGCUUUUUCUUCAGGGGAAAAUAUAUAAACAUCUCUUUCCAAACUAGAUGAACUGGACGCACUUUUCACUACUGCUGGACUGGAAAAGGUUCAGAACCUGGUGGAUCGCCGGUUGCAAGUGAAUCGAGGGAAACAACUGACAAUGUACCGAGUUUGGAUUCAGUGCAAAUAUCGUAAGCCUCUUCUGUCC
Molecule: messenger RNA, 2021 nt
Organism: Globicephala melas (long-finned pilot whale)
Lineage: Eukaryota; Metazoa; Chordata; Mammalia; Artiodactyla; Delphinidae
Gene: METTL2A
Product: methyltransferase 2A, tRNA N3-cytidine
Molecular function (GO): tRNA (cytidine-N3)-methyltransferase activity
Source: RefSeq, a predicted model, not a curated record